GCGUGAGGGAGAGCAGGAGCAAUGCGCGGAUCGUAAUCUCUCCUCCCCCUUCUCCUCUCCGCUCCGCUCCAUCUCUCUCAACCCUCUCUCUCUCGCUCUCUCUUAUAUUGAAAUUGGCCAGGGUAGAACAUGAUCACAGAACACCGCUUCAGUAUUGCUGCACAUUGUCGGGCAUUUCGCAAAACCCGAUCACUUGAAACAGAAUAAGCAGACAUAAAGGAAAGGACUUCAAAGUCCCACAUUAUAUUUUUAAAGGUGGACCAACACUUAAAAAAAAGACCGUCCGUUUGCGCGUGUUGAGCGUUGCAACCUAGCUAGGUGUUUAAUAACUAUAACAGUCUAACUACAGUAUCAAGUAGCUAUGCAUAUGCACGUUAUAAUGCGCGCGAGCAUUGGAUUAGUCGGUUUCUGUCUGGUCGCCUUUGUCCAACAGCCAGCUCGCGCUUCAGGAAGCAAAUCCACUCAAGAUGUGGACGAGUGUGCAGAGCAAAUUGACAACUGCAGCAUCGAUGCCAUCUGCCAGAAUACACUCAAGUCAUACAAAUGUAUCUGCAAGUCGGGCUACAAGGGGGAUGGCAAGCACUGCGAAGAUUUAGACGAGUGUGCGAGUGAAUACAACGGCGGCUGUGUCCAUGACUGCAUCAACAUCCCGGGGAACUACAGGUGCACAUGCUAUGACGGAUUCCGCCUUGCACACGACGGACACAACUGCCUCGAUGUGGAUGAGUGUUCGGAGGGUAAUGGUGGCUGUCAGCAGAUCUGUGUCAACAUGAUGGGCAGCUACGAGUGCCGCUGCAGAGAAGGAUUCUUCCUGAGCGACAACCAGCACACCUGCAUCCAAAGGCCCAAAGUGCGAUCAGAGGGCACCAAGGAGGGCCCCACCUGCAUGGAUAAGAACCAUGGCUGUGCUCACAUCUGCCGGGAGACACCAAAGGGAGGCAUCGCCUGCGAGUGCAGGCCUGGCUUCCAGCUCACCAGGAACAUGAGGGACUGCAAGUUGACCUGUAACUACGGCAACGGGGGUUGCCAGCACAUCUGUGAGGAGACGGACCACGGCCCCAGAUGUGCGUGUCACAUGAAGUUUGCCCUGCACACUGAUGGAAAGACAUGUGUAGGGGAGAGGAGUGUCCAGAACCAGGCAGCCCCACAGCUGUUCCCCAAUGAGACGUGUGCAGUGAACAACGGUGGCUGUGACAGCACGUGUCAUGACGCGGUGACCGGAGUCCGCUGCAGCUGUCCUGUUGGCUUUACUCUCCAGCCAGACCGCAAGACCUGCAAAGACAUUGACGAGUGCCGCCUGAACAAUGGGGGAUGUGACCACGUGUGUCGGAACACAGUGGGCAGCUUCGAGUGCAGCUGCAAGAAGGGCUACAAGCUGCUGACCAAUGAGAGGACUUGCCAAGACAUUGACGAGUGUUCUUUUGACCGGACGUGUGACCAUUCCUGCGUCAACUCCCCUGGCAGCUUCCAGUGCUUCUGUCAUAAAGGCUAUGUUCUCUACGGUCUGGCACAUUGUGGAGAUAUUGAUGAGUGCAGUAUAAACCGCGGUGGCUGUAAAUAUGGCUGUGUAAACACUCUGGGCAGCUACGAGUGUACCUGUCCACCUGGAUACAAGCUUCACUGGAACAAGAAGGACUGCAUUGAGCUGGUGAAAUGUCUGCCUGGCCUAGCUCCCAAGACCACUCUGACCUGCAGUAAAACGGGCAAGAAAGAGAGCUGCUCCCUCACCUGCGCCUCCAAGGCUCACUAUCUGGCAGAAUCUGACAGCAGCUAUACAGUGAGCUGUGGCAUCCCCAUCCUUCGAGGCAAAACCCCAGCCAGACUGAACACAAGCAGCAGUCAGAGCUGCAUCGAGACAGGCGCCCCUCCAGUGAAGCAGACUGCCUCUUUCAAGAUCAAAGAUGCCAAGUGCCACCUGCACCCCAAGCUGACGGGCCGUGCCGAGGACAGGGGCCGAGCGCUGGGGCCAGGUGAGGGGCCACAUCCGGCCUACAUGCCAGACCUUGGAGGUGGACAGCCCUGCAAUAACUGCCUGGUGACGUUUGUCAACCUCAAAUGUGACUCCACCAAGAAGUCCAAAGGGCGCCGUGCCCGCAACCCCACCAAUAAGGAAGUGACACGCAUCACCCUUGAGUUGGAGGCGGAAGUCAAGCCAGGGGACACCACAGGGAGCUGUAACCUGAGUUGCCUGCGCCAGCGCAUGGAGAAGCAGGUGAAGACAUACAUCAAGGCCCUGAAGAAGUCGAUCAACCAGGACCGUUUCCUGAUCCGCGUGGCUGGGCUGGAGUACGAGGUGGCCCAGAAGCUGCCCCAGGUCGCUUCAAGCCAUGAGAACUGUGGGCCAGGCCGUGAGAAGGAUAGCGGACACUGUGUCAGAUGUUUGCCGGGAUCAUACUACCACGGGGAACAGGAGCGCUGCGUUCAGUGCCCACCUGGCACCUUCCAGGAGAGGGAGGGGCAGCUGGCCUGUGACCUGUGCCCUGGAAGUGAUGGGCAUGGACCUGCCGGGGCACGCAACAUCUCCUCCUGCGCAGGUCAGUGCCCCACUGGGUACUACUCCAGUGAUGGGUUUAAGCCAUGCCAGCCAUGCCCGUAUGGCUCCUACCAGCCAGACCUGGGACGGACCCUGUGCUUCCCCUGCGGAGGGGGGCUGAGCACCAAGCGGGAGGGGGCCAGCUCCUUCCAUGACUGUGAGGUCAAAGUUCAGUGCUCCCCUGGCCACUACUACAACACUACGGUGCACCGCUGUAUUCGUUGCCCUCUGGGCAGCUACCAGACAGAGUUCAGACAGAACUACUGCAUUACCUGUCCUGGCAACACCACUACAGACUUUGAUGGGGCCACCAGUGUCUCUCAGUGCAAGAACCGAGAAUGCGGAGGAGAGAUGGGCGAGUUCACAGGUUACAUUGAGUCCCCCAACUACCCCGGGAACUACCCAGCUAACGUGGAAUGCAUCUGGAACAUCAACCCGCCCAGCAAGCGCAAGAUCCUCAUCGUGGUGCCUGAGAUCUUCCUGCCCUCAGAGGAUGAGUGUGGAGACGUACUGGUUAUGAGGAAGAACUGGUCGGCCACGUCCAUCACCACCUAUGAGACAUGUCAGACGUACGAGCGACCCAUCGCCUUCACCGCCCGCUCCCGCAGACUCUGGAUCAACUUCAAGUCCAACGAGGCUAACAGUGCCCGAGGCUUCCAGAUCCCCUAUGUCACCUACGAUGAGGAUUAUGAACAGCUUGUAGAGGACAUUGUCAGGGAUGGAAGACUCUAUGCCUCUGAAAACCAUCAAGAAAUCCUAAAGGAUAAAAAGCUGAUUAAAACUCUCUUCGACGUGCUGGCCCACCCAAACAACUACUUCAAGUACACCACUCGGGAGUCCAACGAGAUGCUGCCGCGCUCGUUCAUACGCCUCAUAAGCAGCAAAGUCUCCGGCUUCUUGCGUCCAUAUAAGUAGUUGCCACACCAAACCCGCCCCUAAAGCACCAGACCCCGCCCCCUCUUACAGGCCAAACACAGAACUCUCACAGGACUUUAAACAAGUUGACCAAAAUAACUCUUUUUUCUUCUAUUUUUUCAUACUGUAGAGGCUUUGACGACACACUUCACUAUGCAGUCCCACAUGUUGAUCUUCUUCAUCUGUUUGGUUUUAAGCCGUUUCAUUUCCUCCACAACCAUACAGUCCAUGAAGUCAACCAACUUGAGUCAAAGUACAGUACAGGCUGUCUUUCUCAUCUCUUCUUUCUGAAUAUUUAUCACCACUACAAUAUGUUGGUGUCUUAGUUUUUUUGCUGUUUCUAUUAGCAUAUAUGGCCUUGUAUGUCAUUUUCACAGCAAUCCCCAAUGCGAAGGAUGUGUGCGUAUUUCAGAUGACGCAUGUUAAGUCUGUGUUGACAAAAUGGACAACGGUAGUGGCAUUUAUGUCAGACAAGAAGAAGGAUGUUACAAGGGUAAUAUGUUUGUCACAUUUGUUUAGAGCUGGAACUGAGUUAUAAUAAAUGUGCUUUAAUAAAUAGUAUUUCACUUGAGUUCCAGCUUCAGCUCAAUCCAUUCCAAGACGAGUCUGUUUUGAUAAAUGUAUAACCUUUUGUAGAUUUAUAUCCUCCAUGAACAAUCCUCAAGGAGAAAGACCUGUCAGUUUCAUGUCAUAGUUACAUUCCACAACAUUCAAAGCCUUACUAUAUCUGAGCUCUUAGAGCAACUUCUUGUUAAGGUAUUACUGUUAAAACAGUUAUUCUAUGUUUUUUUCUUCUGUCCAGAUUGUAUAACUGUCUGUUACCUACGUUCAGACAUUUUCUGUUAUUCUAUAUCCAAGUUAACUUAACAAAGCGUAUACAGUGUAGUUUAUAAUUCUUUCCAGAACGUGAUGGACAUUUUGGAAAAUAAAUAGAAAACUAGAUUUGUGAAAGCCACAGGAGAGAGACAGAGAAAUGUCUCUAUGUCUCUGUGGACCAUGACUGGUGAGGGAGAGACAGAGAUGUCUUAAUUAAGGGACACGCCUCUGUGAUACAGACAAUGUCUUUGUUGGACACGACUCUGUGAGAGAGAGACAGAGAAAUGUCUUUGAGGGACAUACGUUUGCUGCUUCUUUUAAAAAGGUCACUUUAAUUCUUCAAUCUCAAGUCCUUUUUCUGGUGUUUUCUGACCUCGCAUCACACUAAUAGUCCAUUGCUUUAAUACAGGGGUGUCAAACUCAUUUUGCUCCGGGGGCCGCAUUCAGUCUUCAACAAGGUCCGGAGGGCCGCACUGAAUUUUUUAAAAUAUUUCCUUGCUGUCAAUCGGUUUGGGAAUUUAGGAAAUCGUUUUAACGUUCAAGUUUUUAUUGUUUUACUCAAAGCACCCGCGGGCCCUAUUGGACCUCCUCACGGGUCGUAUGUUUGACACCCCUGCUUUAAUAUAAAAUAAAGUUGAGAGAGAGAUGCAUCAUAAGUAUAAAUAUAAUUCUACCACCUGUCCUCAUGUAAAUGAUAGUCACAUCACAUUUGUCUCUUCAUCCAUGGCCUACCAACCCAUUUUAUAGAUUUUUUCUUUCAAUCUUGUAAAUAAUGAAAAUAAAUUAGACGAGGAUUGAAUCCUUUUAAUCCUAAUUAUCUUGAGCAGGACCCCAAACUAUUUUCCACCCAUGUCCUCUUCACCCUCUCCCUAAUCCAAGUACCCCACCCCAGCCCCUUUCCUUCCCAAACGCCCAUGUCAGAUUCUGUCCCAAUAAGACCAGCUCUUCCAAAGACUGCCUGCAUGGCAGGCCAAGUUAUUAUCUUGUGCACUAGAUCUAGAGCCUGUCAUCCUACCUUUGUUGUAUAAGUGCAAUGAAUUAAGUCUCCAUUGUGUUACUCCUCUCUCUGUGUCCAGAGAAAUACAAAAAAAAAAUGUUUUAAUCUGCCAACACAUAUUGAGAACAUAUUCUUGGAUUUCUUAAAAAAAAAUUGUGACUGACAUUAGGGUUGUGAAUAAAGUUCAGCAUCCCACACCAAUAAUGUUGAAAUACCAAUAUAGUUGAUCAAUACAAUAAUAUUGCAAUUGAAAUAUUGCUAACAAUUGCAUUGUCAAUGUAAAAGCUAAUGACAAUGAUAACAAGUAAUCCCCUCAACACUCUCAAACCCUCAUUGAAGACAAAUAAAUAUAUUACUGCUCAUAAACAUCAUAUGGAUUUCCCUUGCAAACUCUGAUGGUUUGUUGUUUUUCAGUUUUUGUUGUAUAUAAAAGAGAAAAUAAAAAGUGUAAACAGUAAAAGCUACUGUACACAACCUUUAGAUAGUUGUAAGCACAUGUGCUUCUGGAUAAGGGAAAGGGAUUUUGACCACAUUGCUAAAUUGUAAGACAAGGGUGGUCUAGCCUUGCAGACCAGAGGAACUGUUUAAUACAAGUCACACAUAAUGCCAUAUCUGUAUCCCUUUGAAUGUUUCCAAAAAAAGCCUAGCUACAUUUAUGGUUGUCUUAAGUUGCCAUUACUAUUUAUAUCAUCCAGUUUCUUUUUCUUCAGCAUUUCGAUGUCAAUAGCACUCACUGCUCCCACCAAAUCCCAACUCACCAUUCUCUCCCUCCUUCAUCUUCCUCCCUCUGUCCCUGCAACCUGAACACAUCAGAUGUUUCUGUUUUGUAGCUUUUUUUUAAACAUGCGUUUGCUAUGAUGUAUCAUAGAGUUGAUAAUGGUAUUUGCACUUGGAAAUUGUUAUUUCUCAUGUAAAAAUGUCUGGAUUUUGUAUUGUCUUUUUAAAUGAAUGGAAUUGGUGUUCUUACAUUUCUUGUAGCUCUCGUUUGUUCUCUAAAAUGCUCAUUCACUGUGUUCAACCCAUGAAGAUGAAGAUGCACACGUACAUGUAACUUUAUCAACUGUAAAAAAAAUAAAGAGUAUGUACAGAGGUGAAAUGAAAACACUUAUCAAAAUAAACAUACUGUAAUUGA
Molecule: messenger RNA, 6393 nt
Organism: Salmo salar (Atlantic salmon)
Lineage: Eukaryota; Metazoa; Chordata; Actinopteri; Salmoniformes; Salmonidae
Product: signal peptide, CUB and EGF-like domain-containing protein 3
Biological process (GO): signal transduction
Cellular component (GO): cell surface
Molecular function (GO): calcium ion binding
Source: RefSeq, a predicted model, not a curated record